Messenger RNA from Salvelinus fontinalis (brook trout), 3519 nucleotides. Its product is annotated as stanniocalcin-like. The transcript is spliced from 4 exons. The record is from RefSeq and is a predicted model, not a curated record. Gene Ontology annotation, molecular function: hormone activity. Bases 180 to 950 code for a protein of 256 amino acids. Lineage: Eukaryota; Metazoa; Chordata; Actinopteri; Salmoniformes; Salmonidae. Gene Ontology annotation, cellular component: extracellular region. Gene Ontology annotation, biological process: intracellular calcium ion homeostasis.
AGAAAUCAGUGUACGGUCCAGGGAAGCCGCAUUGUGUAGAUGGUAGCCUACUUAGUUACCUAAUAGAUUUACAUUGUUGAAAACACGGCACUGUACAUCUUCAGAGCUGUAUGAACUAUAAAUAAGAUAAGCAAGAAACACUAUUUCUAUUUUGAUAGAUCAUCAGUGAUUAUUGAAUAAUGCCUUUGAGGACCGGACUUUUUCUUCUAAUGGUGCUGAUUGCAUCUGCAUAUGAACUGGAUCAGAACGAGUCGUAUUCACCCAGAAGAGCCCGCUUUUCAGCAAAUACCCCUUCUGACGUGGCACGCUGUCUGAACAGUGCCCUCCAAGUAGGCUGUGGAGCUUUCGCCUGUCUGGAGAACUCCACGUGUGACACAGAUGGCAUGCACGACAUCUGCAAGUCCUUUCUGUACAGUGCAGCUAAAUUUGACACUCAGGGCAAAGCCUUUGUGAAAGAGAGCCUCAAGUGCAUUGCCAAUGGCAUCACCUCAAAGGUGUUCCCCACCAUCCGCCGCUGCUCCACCUUCCAAAGAAUGAUCUCAGAGGUUCAGGAGGAGUGCUACAGCAAGCUGGAUAUCUGCACUAUCGCCCGCAUCAACCCAGAUGCCAUUGGAGAGGUGGCACAGCUCCCAAGCCACUUCCCCAACAGGUUUUACGGUAAGCUCCUCCAGAGCCUGAUGGACUGUGAUGAGGAGACUGUGGAUCUGGUGAGGGCCAGUAUGGUGUCCAGGCUUGGCCCAGAGAUGACAAUUCUCUUCCAGCUGCUGCAGAACAAGCCCUGCCCCUCGGCUGCUGCUGCUAUUGUUGCUGCCGUUCCAACUGGAGUGGAGGGCCGUGGGAGCUUGCAGUGGUCCAUGGGUCCACACAUGUAUAAGAUCCAGCCUGGUCUACGCAACAGAGACUCUGCCAGCCAUUUAGGCAAGAAGCGUGCCACUGGUGACAGCUCCUAACUCCCACUCAGAUUCAGAAACUACACACACCCCUCAAAAACAUAAACAAGCUAACAGUGGUCUCUUCACUUGAGUAUUUAAGAAUCAUUCCUCUCCAGACUGGAAAAUAACAUGCACCUCUAAGAGAAUAGCCAAUGUGUUUCAAGUAUGUUUAACAUCAAAGUUUGAGUUGUUGUGUGAGAUACAUUGUACCUUAGGUUAGAGAGGAUCCCCUCCCCUAAACUAUUUCCUAACUCUUAUCACUCACACUGUUUGUUCAUUGAACAUGUUGUUAUUGUAGCACCACAACUUGGCCCUGUUCAUUCCUGUUCACUUCCCAUACUUGAUAUCCUAUCAUCUGAGAGCCAAGUAUCCUCUGAGAGCCUAGUGAGGAUGAUGUCCCUCUAAGUUUUCUAUCUAGGAUUUCAAGCAUAAACCUGCAGGUAUGGUUCAUAUCUAUAGAGCACAAGUGUUCCCAAAUAAUUUUGGUUGCAAUAUUCAAAUGUGCAUCCAUUAGUAGAAUAUCAAUUGAUAAGGCAACAAUAUCUUCAUCAAUAGAUCAUUAUUAAUAGAUGUUUCAUACAGUUUAUGUGAGAUAUUUCUAUAUUAUGAUGAGAUUAGUCAAAUGAGUGUGCUAUAUAAAUCAGUGUCACAUAGUCACUGACACAAACAGGAUUUAUUUAUUUAUUAAUUAUUAGUCUCAGAUGGCCACAGCUAGCUCUGGGAGAGAGGCGUGUCCCUCAGAUGAGAGCAAUCCUAAUCAACUUUGCGCAGGAAGCUACUUUAGACUGACCAAAUAACUUGAAACCACCCAAAAUGUUAUUCAAAGCAGACUUAAAUGUGGUGGAAGGUGUUUAGCUAACGCCUAUACCAGAGAAUAUAGCAUUGUUUAGAUACAACUACAUAUGUUCUGUCCUGUGACACUCAGUUCACAAUAAGUAUGGACCAGCAGUGUAACUUAUGAGUAGGUGACCCCCUGAGAUUGAUAGAGGUCACCCCCUUGGACUGAUGAACAACAUUCUCCCUGAUGAAUAUGACAUGGAGGGGUUGGAUCAUACACACUGACUUCCAAUGUUGAUAAUGACUAUUUAAAAGCCUUGUUGGUAUAAUAUUGAUAUUUAUUUUCCUACUAUAUUAUUUAAGUUGUUAUUUUAUGAUGUUGCUGUAGUUUUAGUUACAGAUAUACAAUUUUAAAGUGCAGUUUGGUCAUGGCUCCUAUUUCAAUGGGGGCUCAUGAUCAAAUACUAUAGUAUCUGCCACUCUCCACACUUUCCUCUCUGUUGACUGAAUAGGACCCAUGGUAUGACUCUGUGCUGGACAUAGGGGAACAACAUUGUCACUUAUGUACUGUUGCAAGGGGACUUUGUGUUUAUUUUCCAAACCCAGUUAAUAAUGUUAUAAAGGUAGAGAGAAAUUGUGGUCAAGCCAUUCAUUGUACAUUUAACAAACAGAUAAACUUGAAGACGGAACUGCAAAGCAUUUGGUGAAUCUAUUCUUAACAUCAUGCAAAAGAAUGUAUCUCUCAGAAAGGUUACCCUAGUGACAUAACUUCAUAAGUGCUUCAAUAGAGGGAGAUUAAUUCAUAAGACUUUGAGCAGUGUAUUCUCACAGUGCACAUGCCUGGCUGAGGGAGACGUACAAUAGGGGAAAAGAACGUUAAAGAGAUGUGAUGGUUUUACAAUACAAAAUCAUUUGAAAUGUUAAGAACUCACAAACCUAUGCAAUAAUCUCUCAUAUGGAGGAUUCACAGUGACACACAAACAUGCCCUUUGUCACAAACAAAGCCAGCUGAUACUGAAUAUAUGUGGCAGCAGCUUAUUUGCUCACAUACUUAUAGUGAAGUAGCAGGCAAUGCAAUGUGCCCCUGGACUCCCCCUUUCUGUUGCUGAGUUUGUUGCUGUGGUCUCUGUUGUAUUGUUUUUUGUUUAGUAUUUUUCUUGGGAUAUAAUAUCUUGCUUUUAGUAGCAAUAUAGUGUAUAUUCAAAAUAAAAAGUAAGGGAAAAAAUCCCUCAGAAAUGGUAAGACUGUAUUACUUAUGUUACAUGCGCACUUUGCAUCUCUUAUGACCACUAAAGGGCCACUGAAUCGUUCAACACUUGUGAUGGGUUGGGGCUACGUCCUUUCUGUACUGUUAAUAUCUCUGUGUCUGUAAUAGCUGGACAAAUCCAGAACAGUUGCUGCUAAAGAAUAGCUUGCUCCCUUGUAUGAUGGAUUUUAAUUUUCCCCUAAAACAUUUACUUGGAUAUCUUUGGUAAAAACCCAUUCACAGAACCUGGCAUCAAUCUGUAUAAUUGCAUUUGACCAUUUACAUUCAGUUUGGCACUUCUUCUGGAAUUUGUACAUUUCUUUGAAUGUUGCUUGCAGUGAAUAUAUGCCAAUGGUAUUCUGUUUAUUUCCUCUCCCUUGAGACUAUGCUUAUACAUCCAAGUUCUGGGUAACUUCAGAGAAUGUAUCUUAUAUUGAAUGUCUGUUCUGAUGAGGAUGUGCCCAAACCUAGAUGGUUCAUUAUCAUAUUUUAGAAUGUGUGUUUCAUUUAAAGGUGGUGUAUGAAAGUCUGAGAAUUAAAUUAAAUGAACAGACUUACAAGUCA